Messenger RNA from Python bivittatus (Burmese python), 7488 nucleotides. NCBI's taxonomy places the organism in Eukaryota, Metazoa, Chordata, Lepidosauria, Squamata, Pythonidae. The record is from RefSeq and is a predicted model, not a curated record.
GUCUGUGUUGGAUAUUUUGUAACAGCUAAAAAUAAGCAGAUAUCAAUUUUGGAUAGUGCUGGUUGCCUGGAACCUAAUUACAGUGAUUUCACACUAGAUACAUAAUGAGCAUAUUGAUGCAAGAUAAAUUUAGUGAACAACUAUAAAAUGCCCAGGUUUGGGUCAACAAAGACAGUUCAAGUUCAGAAUUCUGUCAGCGAUAGCACCAUGGUGGAGAAACCAACUGGAAGAAAGAGCAAGGACAAGAUUGCCUCCUUCAGCAAAACUGCAAAAGUGGAUAGGAGUGAUGUGGGAAAGGAGAUGAAAGAAAAAUCUUCCAUGAAACGUAAACUUCAGUUUAAUGUUAGUCCAUCCAGAAAUGAAGAUCGAAAUUCAGAUACAGAUUCAGAUCCAGGACAUACAAAUGAAAACUGGGGGGAGAGAUUAAUACCUUCUUACAGGACAUAUUCAGAGAAAGAAGUCCCAGAAAAGAAGAAAAUGAAAAAGGAAGCUGGAAAUAAAAAAACAGCACCUGUUAGCAUUCUUUUUGGUUACCCGCUAUCAGAACGUAAACAGAUGGCCCUUCUUAUGCAGAUGACUGCAAGAGACAACAGCCCAGAUCCUAAUUUAAAUCAUCCUUUACAAACAGUGCCAACACAAAAGAAAACUCCAAGCUCCUCAUCACGCCAAAAAGAUAAAGUUAACAAAAGAAAUGAACGAGGGGAAACUCCCUUACAUACAGCUGCCAUUAGAGGUGAUGUUAAACAAGUUAAAGAAUUAAUUAGUCUAGGUGCAAAUGUGAACGUGAAAGAUUUUGCAGGUUGGACACCACUCCAUGAAGCUUGUAAUGCUGGUUAUUAUGAUGUUGCUAAGGUCUUGAUAGCAGCAGGGGCAGAUGUAAAUACUCAAGGCUUAGAUGAUGAUACACCACUCCAUGAUUCUGCAAGCAGUGGACAUAGAAAAAUUGUAAAAUUGCUCCUCCGACAUGGUGGUAAUCCAUUCCAAGCCAAUAAACAUGGAGAAAGACCUGUUGAUGUAGCUGAAACAGAAGAACUAGAACUAUUAUUGAAAAGAGAAGUUCCUAUUUCUGAUGAUGAAGAUGGCUGUUCAGAUCUUGAUGAAGCACCAUCUGUAAAUCCUUCCAGCAUAGAUGGCAAUAUGGAUUCUGAGACAGAGAAGGAAUCUCUAGCUAAUGACAACAAACAUGUUUCUAAUAAGACACCUCUUUCAUCUGCUCUUGAUGAAUAUGAAUUUAAAGAUGAUGAUGAUGAAGAAGUUAAGAAAAUGAUUGAUGAUAGACAUAUUCCUCGGAAAGAUCUGAGAAAAGAGGAUACAUCUGAAAUAGAACAAAGUAAUCUAUUUCUUACACAGGAAAAGCUAUCAUUUCCAAAAUCAUUUAAAAAUAAAAAACAGAAGCCUUCUAGAGUCCUGUAUUCAAGUUCUGAAAGCUCAGAUGAAGACAUUCUUCAAGACAAAAAGAUAAUGACUCCUUCAUGUACUGUUACAGAAAUUUCAAAUUCUGAUGCAAAGAUUAAAAAAGAAUAUGUUUAUAAUGAAUAUAAACAAAAAGGAAAAGUUAAAAGAAAACUAAAAAAUCAAAGCAAAAAUAAAGAGAACCAGCAAUUAAAACUAGAAAAAGAUAAUUCCAGAGUGACAAACCUGGGUGUUUCCAUGUUAGAAUCUUUAGACAAAAGCAAAGAAGAUGAUAAUUUCCGAAAAACAUUUAGCCCAAAGGAAGAUUCUUCUUUGCCUUUACUCCAUAUUACUCCUAGCAGAUCUCCUAAACAUCCAUGUGGCAUAAAUGAAAAACAGUCUUCAACACCUAAACAAGAAAAUGUUAAAACUUGUUUAUCUCCAGGAGGGUCUGAGGUAACUUCACAAUCUGAAUUAAUUCGAUAUGAUCAUAAUGCAGAUUCUGAUUUUCUUUUGGAAAAUUCUAGUGGUAAAUCUUACAAGAACAGAGAUAAAAGUAAGCAUCAGAAAGAAUUUAUCUUAGAAUUUAGUGAGAAAUCCAGUCCUAAACUUAAAGAGGAAGAUAACAGUCCAUUCUUUGAAAAUUCUGACUCUAUGAUGAAGAAGAUUGACAAGGAGGGAAAAACACUUAAAAAGCAUAAAUUGAAGCAUAAAGAAAAGGAAAGGGAUAAGCAUAAAAAGGAGCAGGAUGGAGAGAAAGAAAGAUAUAAGCAUAAGGAGAAUUCCAAGGAUGUCCAAAGGAAUGUUGAGUUUGAUAGAGAAUUUUGGAAAGAGAAUUUUUUCAAAAGUGAUGAGACAGAAGAUAUGUCAACUGUAGACCAUGACCCUCAAAUGUCAGAGAAGAAAUCUAAACUGGAAAAGGUCUUAAUUAAAGAAGACAAAUAUGUGAAAGAGAGAAGCUUUCAGAAAGAUAAAAAUUUUAGAGAGGAAAAAGAGAGAGAAAAAAUUAAAAAAGAAAAUGACAAGGAAGAGAAAACAAAAGAAGAUAGCAUAUUUAUUGAUAAAGAAGCGGAAUUUUUUUGUUUAGGUGUUAGGGACAUAGCAACAAGUAUAACUUUUACAGAAAAGGAAGACAUUGAGAAACAAGAAAAAAAGGAUCAUAGAGAAAAAAAUGAGAAGCGGAACUCUGCUAUUGAAAAAAUAGAAAGAAAAAAUACAGAUAAAGAAAAAAAAAUAAAAUGUGAACAUAAAUCAGAAAAAGAUAAAUCAGACUCUCUUGAAAAUGAAAAGACAAAAGAAAAGGAAAAGGUGUAUUUUCAACAAGCAGAAAAAACUAAUAAAGAACAUGAUAAAUUAAAAAGCUUUAAUACUAUUAAAAAACUUGAUGACAAAGAAAAAAUCAAAGAAAGGUUUGAAAAGAAGCAUGAUAAAGAAAAAAAUGAUAGAUUCUUGUCUGAAUGUAAAGAAAAAUCCAGCAAUGAUAAGAAAUGCAAGAGUUCUGAAAAGGAUGGUGAAUAUUCAAAAGUGGAGAAAGGAAGAAACAAAGAAAAGGAAAUGGAGAAAAAAGAGAAGUCAAAAGAACGGGACAGUUCAGUAACUACAAACAUAAAGCAAACAGCGGAAGAGAAAAAAUGCAGUAGUGAAAAAACUUUAUUCUUAAAAGAGAAGCCAAAGGAUGAAUUGCUGAAAACUCCUGAUGGAAGAGAAAAGGAUAAAAAAGAUAAAGAUAUUGACAGAUAUAAAGAGCGUGACAAAUAUAAAGAUAAAAUACAGCAAAAUAAUGUACCUAAAUUAAAAUCUGAAACUGAAAAGCUUAAAUCUAAACCAUUACCAGUGUCUAAAGACACUCGACCUAAAGAAAAGAGAUUGUUAAAUGAUGAUUUGAUGCAGACAAGCUUUGAAAGAAUGCUUAGUCUUAAAGAUCUGGAAAUUGAACAGUGGCAUAGAAAACACAAAGAAAAAAUAAAACAGAAAGAAAAAGAAAGAUUAAAGAAUCGAUCCUGUACAGAACUUAACAAAAUAAAAGAUAAAGACAAAAUAAAAUAUUCACUUACUGAAUCAAAGAACAAAGAACUGAUUCGUUCAAAAAGCUCAGAGUUAUCAGAUGCUUCUGGAAAGGAUAAGCAGCUAAAGGAUGCUACCAGUAGUAGGUCGCAGUCAGUUGAUAUAAAAAGUUCUGGUGGAAAACCAUCCCUAGCAUUGGACAAUAGCUUAAGUAGGUCUCCUAGAUCAGAAAGUGAAAAAACUGGACUAACAUCCAGAUCAAUAUCCAUGAUUUCAAUUGCUAGCUCAGAGGAUUCUUGCCAUGCUACAGUAACUCCUCCAAGACCUGUUAUUGAAUAUGAUUCAGAUUUUAUGCUUGAAGGAUCUGAUUCUCAAAUGUCUUUUUCACAUUCACCAUUUUUGCCAAGUGCCAAAUCACCUGCAAACUAUGAGAAUGAUAGUUUGUCAGAGUUGCCAGAGCGUAAUAAAGCACCUAUUUUAAACAGACUUCCACCAGCUUAUGUUAGAUCAGCAUCAGUCGAAGAUGUGAAAUUUGUUAUAAAUGAUUGCAGACCAGUUGUAGAAGUGCGAAGAUGCAGUAUGCCAGCUGUUUAUGAAAAUACAAAACAGUCCCGAAUAUUAGAAGAAAAUAGUCACAAUACUUUGCUCUCAGUUCAAAGUUAUAAUUCUUUUCCUAAACAUGAAUGUUGCAAUUUGCUUGAAAAGGAUUCCCAGAAUGGACUGACCAGCUUGUAUUCCAGUUCUGCUUUAUCCCCCAGUAGACCUGUUAAUAAACUUAAUGCAUUAGAUGCAGUUGGUAAAAACGCUGCUCCUUCAAGCUCAUCAGGAGAAAGUCAUACACUUUUAGAACAUAACAAUACAACCCCAUCAAGUAAAACAUGGGAUGUGCCUUUGGAUAAAUGUAUUUCAUUAAAUAGUGAGUGUUCCUGUUCAACCUAUGCAGGCUGUGAGCCUGAUACAACAAAUGUCUCAGCCAUAACUAAUUUUGAAAAUAAAACUAUGAAAGAGCAGAAAAAUUCUGAACGUUUUUGUCAUCAUGCUGAAAGCAUAUCAAAUCCUACAUCACAGGAUAUGGCAGAAUUUUUGUCUGUUCAGUCAUGUUGCCCUUCUCAGAUUCAGCCAAGCACAGAUUCAAUCUAUAUGUCAAAGCAUGUAGCUUUGUCAGAUACAAACAGCCAAGAGCUUCUGAUUAAGAACCCACAAAGUUCCAUUCAACCUAGCAAUUCAAUAUUAGACAUAGAUGCUACCAGCAAAAAAAAGAUAGAAAAAAAUGUCUUCUUGUCAAACAAUAAGAAGGCAGAUAUGUUUAUCACAGUUUAUCCUGAAAGUGUUACUAAAGAUAUUUCACAAAAUUUUGAAAAGGAUUUUGUUGCAAAUGAUCCUCGCUUACACACUAGUGCAAGUUCAUCUGUAGUAAGUAAGCUCAUUUAUAAAACAUCACAAAUUGAUGAACUAGAUCAUAGCAUAAUUGAUAUUCAGUUCCAAGGUGAAAAAGUCCAGUCCACUGACAUCUGUUCAUCCCAUAUGGCUGGUAAUAAAAAUGACCUAGAUCUACAGGAUCUAAAUGGUAGAGCACUGAAAGGAAUUACAAAUGAGUACAAUAGAAAAUUUUUUAAUAUAGACAGUGCAGAAAACAGUUCAAUGGAAGAAAACCUGCAACAGUACCUGUCGUCUAAUUUGGAAAGCCAUUCACAGUUAACUGGACAUGAAGUACAUAAAUAUAGUCCAACUAUUAAAUCAGAAUUGGAAGAAGCUGUAGAAGAUCCUAAAGCACAACAGUAUGAAAUUCCUCAAAGAAUUACAAGGAAUAGAGCAAAUAUGCUUGCUAAUCAAAGUAAACAGAACCUUUCUGGUUGCUCCCAGAUCUCAGAAAGAGAUUUUGACUCAUCUGCCUCUUUAAAAGGACGAAUAAGAUUAACUGAGGAAGAUGAUGCUCAAACACAUCAUCCACGUAAAAGAAAGCUGUCACGUGUUCCUCAGCCUGUUCAAAUAAAUCCAUCUUUAAUGCAAGCUAAAGAAAAAACUCAUCAGUCUCUGGCAGCUAUUGUAGAUUCUCUAAAACUAGAAGAGAUUCAGCCAUAUAGUUCAGAGAGAGCAAAUCCAUAUUUUGAAUAUUUGCAUAUAAGGAAGAAAAUAGAAGAGAAACGUAAAUUACUAUGUAGUGUUAUUCCUCAAGCACCUCAGUAUUAUGAUGAAUAUGUAACCUUCAAUGGAUCGUACCUCCUAGAUGGCAAUCCCCUGAGCAAGAUAUGCAUUCCAACAAUCACACCACCACCAUCACUAUCUGAUCCACUUAAGGAACUCUUUAGACAGCAAGAAGUUGUAAGAAUGAAACUCCGUUUACAACACAGUAUUGAAAGGGAAAAGCUUAUUGUUUCCAAUGAGCAAGAAGUACUACGAGUCCAUUAUCGAGCAGCAAGAACUUUAGCAAAUCAGACUUUGCCCUUCAGUGCGUGUACAGUACUGCUGGAUGCUGAAGUAUAUAAUGUGCCUCUGGAUACACAGACUGAUGACAGUAAAACAUCAGUUAGAGACCGAUUUAAUGCAAGGCAAUUUAUGUCAUGGUUACAGGAUGUGGAUGAUAAAUUUGACAAAUUAAAGGAAACAAGACAGGAGUCCUCAACUUUAUAGAACGGAAAAUAUGGAGGAUUGAUUCAUACACAGUACAAUCCAAAGUAAAACCCAUUGAAUUUAGAACAGGUAGUCCUCGCUUACCGACCACUCAUUCAAGGACCGUUCAAAGUUAUGACGGUGCUGAAAAAAUAACUUUACGACCAUUUAUGACCUUCGCAGCAUCCCUCAGUCGCAUGACCACCAUUAUAGUCAGUACGCAUUGUCCUGUGUCUGACCUGUUGUUUUUCUUUUUUUUCCCCCUUGUGGAGUGGAGAGAUUGGAAAAGAAGGGAUUAGAAAAGAGUAAGCAGGCACACAAUGGGGAAUACACAUCAAAAGCAUUGUGCUGGCACCAGCAGCUGCAAGCAUACUCAGCAAACAGCCAGUGUAUUACACAUUGUGUGCCUGCUUACUCUCUUCUAAACUCUUCAUCUCCAAUCUCUCUACUAUGUGGGGGUGGGGGGUGGCAGAGGAGAGAUUGCCUAUAGAAAUUGCUUGGCAGGGCCCUUCUUUUCCAGGGGGGAAGAAGAGGGGCUGAGGUUGGCAUGUGGAAAAGGGAGGAGGAUAGGGAAGUGCCAGAGCGACUUGGGCAUUGAUGGGGGUGGGGGAGAGAGAGGCGCAUGGGUGUUUCCUCUCUCUUGCUUUGCAGACCCUGGCGGGGCAGUGUGGUUGGAAAGGAAGGGAUCGAUGAAGGGAGAAGGGGGGGGCUUCCAGUUGUGCACAUUGCAGGAAGGGCCUGUGGGUGCCUUCUCUCUGCAAGCACGCCAGGGAAGAAACUCCAGCUGCAUGCAACUUGGAAUGUCAAACGGCCAGGAAGGUGCCCCUUUGGAUGCCUUCAGAUUCAGGGCCAGCCAGGAAGAGAUGUGCAGGAGGUGAUGGGUAUCUUUCCGAGGCAGAAUCCCAGUCUCCUCUGUGGCCAAAUAGGAGUAAGGGCCCUGAUAGGAGCAGCAGACAAGGGAAGCCACCUCGCCACUCUACUCCACUUAGGGCUGCAUCCAACAGGGCCCUUGGCAAAGCCCCAUCCUUUACCACUUCUCCCUCCUCACCUUCCAGUGUCCAUAUUGGGCUAGGGAUGCCUUCCCCCACAGUAUGCAUGACUGCAAUCCCCCCCUUCUCCCCUCAUUGAUCCCCUCCUGCGUAAAUGCACUGCCCCACCUGGGUCUGCAAAGCAAGAGAGGAAACACCCGCGUGCCUCUCUCUCCCCUGCUUCUGUCAAUGCCCGUCACUCCAGCACUUCCCUGCCCUCCUCCCCCUUCCACAUGCCAAACACAGCCCCUCUUCUCCCCUCGCCCACCCAGAAAAGGCAGUCUCUCCUCUGCCCCCCCUUGCAAAGCAGAGAGAUUGGAAAUGAAGGGAUUACAAGAGAGUAAGCAGGCACACAAUGGGGAAUAUACCAUCUGUUUUCCAAGCACACUCACAACUGCCAGCACCAGUGCAUUGCUUUUGAUGUGCAUUCCCAAUAGUGGCCUUACUCUCUUCU